GGUCCAUGAAUUUGUUGUUUUGCGCAAGUCUGUAUUUUCCCUCUCUGUUAACCACCCAAAACUUUCCAGCAUCUUGUGCAAUAUUUGACAAGUGCACAAUAUAAAGAGGAAGACUGGGCUGAGAAUCAAUACAGAAUGAUGCUGCAGGAAAGGUUUCAGAAGGCUUUGAGAAUGAAGGGUUUUGCAGUCUUUUUGAUGGCACUAUGCUGCUGUCUGUCUGGGACACAAGGAGACCAUGAGGACCAGAAAGCAUGCUGCCCAUCUGACACUGGUUCUCUGAUGAAAGAACUGAUCUCUAUUGGAGAGAAACUAGGAGCCAUGGGGGAGAAACUGGGAACUAUGGGGGAUAACCUGAGACUCAUGGAGACCCGGUUACAAACCAGUGAGAAUGAAGUGGAGGAGCUGAAGAGACUAACUGGAGGUCGGCCUCAGGUGGCCUUCUCCGCAACUCUCUGGCAAACAGGCGAUGCCCCUGGGAACACAGGACCUUUCACCACUCCCAUUCCCCUGCAGUACAAGAAGGUCUUCUCAAACACCGGCAGCUCCUACAACCCUGCCACAGGUAUCUUCACUGCCACGGUCAAAGGAAUGUACUACUUCCAUUUCACGAUGAUGAACAACUUGAACACCCCUCCUAAUUCUGUGGUGUGUUUGACCAAGAAUGGCCAGAGGCUGGUGUCUGUCUGGGACACUGUAGGAACCGAUGCGCACGACAGUGGCAGCAACGCAGUGGUCAUUCCUCUGGAGGUGGGAGAUAACGUAUAUGUGGAGUUACAGGCUAACAGGCUGGUCCAUGAUGACAUCAUGAACUACAACACCUUCAGUGGCUUCCUGCUCUUCCCCAUGUAAACAUUGAACACAUUUCAACAGCUAAAAUGGUUGAAAUUACUUAAUUUUUUUAUACAAGGGUUGUAUUCAAUCCGUG
Molecule: messenger RNA, 925 nt
Organism: Oncorhynchus nerka (sockeye salmon)
Lineage: Eukaryota; Metazoa; Chordata; Actinopteri; Salmoniformes; Salmonidae
Product: complement C1q-like protein 2
Exons: 3
Coding region: 136-849 (237 amino acids)
Molecular function (GO): protein binding
Source: RefSeq, a predicted model, not a curated record